Molecule: messenger RNA, 3622 nt
Organism: Ornithorhynchus anatinus (platypus)
Lineage: Eukaryota; Metazoa; Chordata; Mammalia; Monotremata; Ornithorhynchidae
Gene: PRPH2
Product: peripherin 2
Exons: 3
Coding region: 678-1736 (352 amino acids)
Biological process (GO): visual perception
Cellular component (GO): membrane
Source: RefSeq, a predicted model, not a curated record
CCAGACCUCUGCUCUUGCCACUGGGCCAUGCUACUUCACUAACAAGCUGCCCUCAGCUCCUCCCCAAGUAACUAAACCGGAGGAUGACCUCUAGGGUCAGGGGUGAAGUCACCAGCCAGAAGGGAAAGGUACAGGAAGGUGAUGGAAAGUGCUAUCUGUCGCCUCCAGGAUGUGAUGUCCUGAACACUUUCCCCACCCCCACAUUGAGUUAACUAAGUUACUUGAAGUUUUGAGGGGGGCGUCUCACGAUUUUGCUUUCUCCACUGUUCCUUGUGAAUGUACAGAAUCACCAGCUAGUAAAAUGGGGGAGCGGGAAUUACGCCUGCAGCUCCCCCGCUGGUGGGGCUUUCUCUAAUGGGAUGAGGCAGAUUAAAGGCAUUAGGGUGACGUUUUGUGGAUCCUGCUUUAAUAAUGUGCAACGUCGGGAAUGUUUCUCCUCUUCAGUGAGGAAGCCCCGCCGGUGGCCACCACCGUUGUUUAUUGGCCACCUAGGACUGCGCUCUUCACCGGAGGGGGCAGAGGGGUCCGGGGAUCAACAUGGAAAGCCCAAAGAACGGGUCAGGACAGCUGGGCCCAAGAGGCAUCUGCUUAAAGGCCUGAUUGGCUAUUGGGAACAUUGAGUCCGUCUGAGGAGAGGAGACCGACCCCUGAGUCUUCUGGACCCUCUGACUGCAAGGAUGGCGUUGCUGAAGGUCACCUUUGAUCACAAAAAGCGGGUCAAAUUAGCCCAGGGGCUUUGGCUCAUGAACUGGUUUUCAGUGAUCGCAGGGAUCGUCAUCUUCAGCUUAGGACUCUUCCUCAAGAUAGAACUCAGGAAGAGAAGCGAGGUGAUGAACAACUCUGAAAGCCAUUUUGUGCCCAAUUCCUUGAUCCUGGUGGGGACCCUGGGCUGCAUCUUCAACGCCCUGGCGGGAAAAAUCUGCUACGACUCCCUCGACCCAGCCAAGUACGUCAAAUGGAGACCGUGGUUGAAACCCUACCUGGCUGUCUGCUUUCUGUUCAACAUCUUUGUCUUCCUGGUGGCCCUCUUCUGCUUCCUCAUGAGGGGCUCCCUGGAGGGCACCUUGGCCCACGGGCUCAAGAGCGGUAUGAAAUACUACCGGGACACCGACACCCCGGGCCGCUGCUUCAUGAAGAAGACCAUCGACAUGCUGCAGAUCGAGUUCAGGUGCUGUGGUAACGAUGGCUUCCGAGACUGGUUUGAGAUCCAGUGGAUCAGCAACAGAUACCUGGAUUUUGGCUCCAAAGAAGUGAAAGAUCGUAUUAAGAGCAACGUAGAUGGGCGCUACCUGGUGGACGGGGUCCCCUUUAGCUGCUGCAAUCCCAACUCCCCUCGGCCCUGCAUCCAAUACCAGAUAACGAACAACUCAGCCCACUACAGCUACGACUACCAGACGGAAGAGUUGAACCUGUGGGGCCGGGGCUGUCGGGAGGCUCUGCUCUUCUACUACAGUGGCAUGAUGAACUCCAUGGGCGGCAUCGUCCUUCUCGUGUGGUUCUUUGAGGUGUCCGUCAUGGUCGGGCUGCGCUACUUACACACAUCUCUGGAAAGCAUCGCCAAUCCGGAGGACCCAGAAUGCAAGAGCGAGGGCUGGCUGCUGGAGCAGAGCAUCCAGGACACCUGCAGAGCCAUCCUGGAAAGCGUCAAGAGGCUGGGUAAAAGCAACCAGGUGGAGGCCGACCCUCCGGGAGACGAGGACGGCAGCAAGGUGCCAGCUGUCACCACAGUCAGCUGAGAACCCCACACUGGCCCCGGGGACCUUUUGACACCACAUAAACUCCACCACCACUCAUCUGAUGCAAACGUAGAAACCCACAUUCAUCGGCUGGUCUCUUCAGAGACGGGACGCGAGGUGCAUCUGAGGUUAGGACCUUCUCCUUUUCCUCUCCGCCCACCCCUCCCUGCCUCCUCCCCCUCCAUCCUCUUUCCUCCCUAGUGCUCGGAAACCCUGGACGGGGAAGGUUCUUGCCCGAGAAACGAGUGAUAGUCAUCUUCUGGUCUAACCCGUGAUACUUCCUGGGCCCUGCUUUAGACUCAGCUUCAUCGCUGUUUGGAAAGCUAGAGAGCAAGAUGGUGAUUUGGUCAUAUCAUCUGGGGGUGGAUGACAGGGAUGGGGACAGAUCUUUUCCUUUUUCUUCCAUUCGGAAUUUUUAAGGGUACCUCUGUUUUGCCCAGGCGGCAUAUGGGGCUGUAGCUCCAGUCACUAAACUGAAAAACAGACUCAGUGGUGAAAGCAAAACAGCAACCUAACACAUGCUUCUGGUUCCUGAAGCCAAGGGGACUUUAAAGCCCCCUAGAGUUAUAAAGGCAUUAGAUGGCAGCAAGCAAGAUCCAGAAUCGGUAUUUUCUGACCUUCUUCCUCAGGCUACAGUAACUUCACCCACUUGCUCCCUGGCAGAGUUGUGGGUGGGACAGAAAGAGACCCUCUCCAGCCUGUCAGCUGGCUCCAGGACCCCCACAGAUCCCACCUGGGUCAUGAUGUUGGAUUCUUUUCUGGGCUUCAGUUUCACCAUUUCUAAGUCCCUGCCCCCCAAAUCUCUCAGGGGUGAGGUAAGAGUAAGGCGACAAGAGGAGAAAGGCCACGGGCUCAUAGAGACAAGGGAGCUGGAGACAGCCAGUGUGUCUCAUCUCUCCUACAAAGAGGCUGUUUCAUUGCUGUCUCAGGGGUUUAGCCUGAGGUUUUUUUGAUGAAGAAAGAGUUAGUGCUGCAGAAUUGAAGGGAAAGGGACCCUCUGGUCCCCUCGAUUCCGGCCAGGGCCCAUCCCCUGCAGUCUCAGCUCCAGGGGAGUUUACUCACAAAAUGCAGAUCCCCCCCACCCUCCCUACCUCCUAGCGGCUUGAUCUGAGUGGGGACCCACUUGCCCUGCCCUUAACUGGGCUAGCGUCAGCUUGACCCUAAGGGCCAGCGCCCUGGGACUGUUUUAAAAAAGGGAAUUUGGUUGGGUGUUUUUCAAUCCCAAACCAGGCACAAUGGGAGUCUCCAACUUCCCCUGCUCACCCCAGGCCAGCCGAGGCCUCCGGCCUCUCUCUCUCUUUCUCUCUCUACCGUGACGGCUUUGUUUCUUUCAACUUUCCCUGUAAACUAGUCAGAGAGAGAGGCCGCUCCGUCGUGGAAAGCCUCAACUAGAGCUGUGCCCAUAGAGCGUCUAUGCUGUCAUCACCUGUAAUACGGAUGUUAAAACUAUAUUGUAAGAAAACAAUCGUUGUGUGAAAUGUUUAAAUAUAUACAGUGGAUACUCACCUGUUCGCCUGCUUGCCGGAAGCUGGCUCUCUGGACUCUUGCGCCGUCUGUCUGCACUGCCCCUCUGCCUCGCACCGAGGUUCUCGAAGGAAGGUGCUUGUGUCGCUGGGGUGUGAGUGGGGGUGAGAUGAACAAGGUAAUUUUUACUUCCCUGGAGGCUUCAGCCACCUCACUGGGGCCAGUUCUGGAACGGAACUUAUUACAUGGAAGUGUGAGAAAAGGACCUCGUGAUAGGACCACACUUUGGAGGAACACGACCUGGCUGUCUGAUGAAAUAUACUCAGCUGCGGCAGCCAGUUUCACACCACAGAGCCUAGGGUAAAGGGCAAACUCAAGCUUCCACACUGUUCCCUUUGCAUAGCUUUGGCAUAGAAUAUACA